This is a messenger RNA of Quercus lobata, 612 nucleotides long. Its product is annotated as putative receptor like protein 25. The record is from RefSeq and is a predicted model, not a curated record. Gene Ontology annotation, molecular function: protein binding. Lineage: Eukaryota; Viridiplantae; Streptophyta; Magnoliopsida; Fagales; Fagaceae. Bases 1 to 612 code for a protein of 203 amino acids. The transcript has a single exon.
AUGACAUUGACAAAUAAAGGCAUAAAGACAAAAUAUUGGGAAAUCCAAGAUUUCUUUGUGGCCAUUGAUCUAUCAGGCAACAAGUUUGAAAGAGAAAUUCCAAAAAUUUUGGGGAAUCUAAAAGCACUUCAUAUGCUUAACCUUUCCAACAAUAUUCUUACUAGUUUUAUCCCGUUGUCUUUGGCAACCUUAACAAACCUGGAAUCACUAGAUCUUUCUCAAAAUAUGCUAGUUGGAGAGAUUCCUCCACAACUAGUGAAGCUCACCUUCCUUGCUUUCUUGAAUGUGUCUUAUAAAAAUCUUACAGGACCUAUACCACAAGGGAAACAAUUUCUCACAUUUCAAAACAAUUCAUUCUAUGGAAAUGUAGAAUUGUGUGGAAGUCCAUUGUCCAAAAGAUGUGCCAAUUCAAAGGACCCACCAACUCCACCUUCAAAUUUUGAAGCAAACCAAGGCUCAGAGUUUUCAUUUGAGUUUGGCUGGAAGGUAGUUGCGAUGGGAUAUAGAUGUGGAUUUAUGGUUGGAUUUUUUGUUGGACAAAUUAUAAUCACAAGGAAGAGUGGUUGGUUUAUAAAGUCCUUUGCAAUUGGCCAUCCAACAGGAAGAGGGUGA